This is a messenger RNA of Loxodonta africana (African savanna elephant), 2222 nucleotides long. RefSeq names its product olfactory receptor 5D18-like. The coding region runs from base 44 to 985 and encodes 313 amino acids. The transcript has a single exon. Lineage: Eukaryota; Metazoa; Chordata; Mammalia; Proboscidea; Elephantidae. Gene Ontology annotation, molecular function: odorant binding; G protein-coupled receptor activity; olfactory receptor activity. The record is from RefSeq and is a predicted model, not a curated record. Gene Ontology annotation, cellular component: membrane. Gene Ontology annotation, biological process: sensory perception of smell; G protein-coupled receptor signaling pathway.
UUUAUUUCCAGGACUGACUUUUAGAUUUCAAUGAACUGAAGCCAUGUUAGUGCCAGAGAGAAAUAGAAGCACAGCCACGUUCACCCUUUUGGGCUUCUCAGAUUGCCCAGAACUGCAGGUUCCCCUUUUCCUGGUUUUUCUGGCCAUCUACAGUGUCACUGUUGUAGGAAAUCUUGGGAUGAUGGUAAUCAUCAAAAUUAACCCCAAACUUCACAUCCCCAUGUACUUUUUCCUCAGCCACCUCUCAUUUGUGGAUUUCUGCUCUUCCUCGAUCAUUGCUCCCAAAAUGCUGGGGAACCUAGUUGCAGAAGACAGAAGCAUUUCAUUUUUAGGAUGUGUAGUACAAUUCUUUUUGUUUUGUACCUUUGUGGUGACUGAAAUCUUUUUAUUAGCUGUAAUGGCCUAUGACCGUUUUGUGGCCAUUUGCAACUCUCUGCUGUACACAGUUGCCAUGUCCCAGAGACUCUGUGUUAUGCUGGUGGCAGGAUCAUAUACUUGGGGAGUAGGGUGUUCCUUGAUGCUCACAUGCUCUGCUUUGAAAUUAUCUUUUCAUGGUUCCAACACAAUCAGUCACUUCUUCUGCGAGUUCUCCUCGCUUCUCUCCCUUUCCUGCUCUGAUACUUCUCUCAGCCUGUUGUUGCUUUUCAUCUUUGCUACUUUUAAUAUGGUGAGUACAUUACUCAUCAUUCUCACUUCUUAUGUGUUUAUUGUUGUCACCAUUUUGAAAAUGAGUUCAGCCAGUGGGCGUUGUAAGACAUUCUCUACCUGUGCCUCUCAUCUGACUGCCAUCACCAUCUUCCAUGGCACCAUCCUCUCCCUCUACUGUGUGCCCAACUCCAAAAACUCCAGGCACACCAUCAAAGUUGCCUCUGUGUUUUACACAGUGGUGAUCCCCAUGUUAAAUCCCUUGAUCUACAGUCUGAGGAAUAAGGAUGUCAAGAAUACAGUCAACAAGUUAAUGGACACUAGAGUCUUUUCUCAUUGAGCAUAUUAUUUUAGUAGAAUUUGUCCCUAACCUUUAAAUAAAGUGUGUCCAAAAAGGCCAUUUUAGAAGAUACAUUUAAGAUUAAUACUUAAUUUUUGCACAAUGGCAAGUACGUGGAUAUUGUUUCAAGAAGACUAAAUUUGGCUUUGUCUCUUCAUUGCAGGAAAAGUUCAGCAUCUCUCUCAUCUUUAGUUUUAAACCUAUGCAAAUUGUGAGAACAUUAACUGGUUCAUAAUCUGAUAGUGAGGAACAAAAGAUAAUAUAGAUAUGUGGGGCACCUUGCAUAAUCUGAAUAAACAUUAAUUUCAUCCCACUUUCUCAUUAAGUACUUGAAAUAUAGUAGUUUCUCAGUAAACACACAUUUUUUGAUGACAUAUCUACAAAUGGCAGUAAAGGUAAGACAUAGGCUUUGUCCUCAAGGAAUGCAUAAUUUGGUGGUAAUGCUGGCACAAUAAAGAAAGGGGCUGUUGUAAAAGGCAGGCUAGAAGAAAUAUCUUAAAAGUUUUGAGCAAGGAAUAGUUCAAAUCCACUUAGAGACAUUAGAAAUAAUCUUCAUAAAAGAGGUAUUAUUUGAAGUUGGCCUGGAGAAUGGGCAGGAUUUUAGGAGACACAUUUCAGUGAAGAAGGCAUCUUAUUCAGGAGAGAAUGGAAUAAACAAUCUCGAGGAAAUAAGAAUGUAACAUUGAGUCAGUCAAUUAUUAUCGAGUGAAUACUGUGUAAUGUAUGUGUGUGCUUGCACCCGUGUGUUCGUGUGUAGUAUGUUAUAUUCAGGUUAUUUUGGCAUGACUGCAAAUUUGAAUAAAUAUUGUCUAUACCCUGACCGUGUUUUCAAAAGAGCUCCGGUGUGACAGAAUGAUAAGUUUGAUAGGCUGCACCACAGGCUUAGAAAUGGAUCUCAGAAAACCAUUAUAUGCAAAAAGUAGCGACAUCAAGUGCCUGCCCUAUUUGUUUGUCAGUUAGUUUGCCCACCCAGCCAUUGCAAAUGUUAUGUAUAAUUUAUUUAUCUAUUUUUUGAACAUGGGCGUAAUUACUGAAUCCUGCUCAACAGAACUCUCAAUUUGACCAAUUUGCCAACGCAGCCUACGUUUGUGAAUUAUUUUGGCUAACAAAGGUGGCAAAAAAGACAUUGAAGCAAAUUCCAAACCUUUGAGAGAUUUCAGGAUUUUACACAGACUAUUGAAAAAAAAAAAAAAGAAACCUGGGAAGCUGCCACAUGAACAAACACAGAUUAGACUAU